This is a messenger RNA of Chelmon rostratus (copperband butterflyfish), 2077 nucleotides long. RefSeq names its product biogenesis of lysosomal organelles complex-1, subunit 6, pallidin (gene bloc1s6). Gene Ontology annotation, cellular component: extrinsic component of membrane; transport vesicle; BLOC-1 complex. The coding region runs from base 175 to 693 and encodes 172 amino acids. The record is from RefSeq and is a predicted model, not a curated record. Gene Ontology annotation, biological process: intracellular transport. NCBI's taxonomy places the organism in Eukaryota, Metazoa, Chordata, Actinopteri, Chaetodontiformes, Chaetodontidae. The transcript is spliced from 6 exons.
UGACGCAGAGUCACAUGACGUUUUUUCCAGACGCAGCAACAAAUCCAAAAUCUUGCCGUUGUUCCGCUAUCAUACUUCUUCGUUGGACAACAUAACUCUCCACAUUUACAACUACCGGUAAAUACGCAGUCAAACAGGUUAUAAUAGCGGCCUGGGUGAACAGAGUCGCUGCAUAUGGAGGUAGAGGGGAUGGAAGAUGAAGGACCUUCAUCUCAGAGCGAACUUCCACACAGUGAAGAUCUCCAGUUGGCACAGCAGGAAUCAGUGCGUGUGGAGAGCUCAGCCCCUGUAGAGAAUGUGUUUGUGGAUAGGAAAGCAGUGGACAAACUCACGGAGGGUUUACUCUCUCACUACCUGCCAGACCUACAGAACUCUAAACGAGCCCUCCAAGAGCUCACGCAAAAUCAGCUGAUACUGUUAGACACUCUGGACCAAGAAGUCACCAAGUUCAGAGAAUGUAAUACCUUACUGGACCUCAAUUCACUGUUUACAGAGGCGAAGGUUUACCACAAUAAACUGGUGAACAUAAGGAAAGAGAUGAUUCUGCUCCACGAAAAGACAACUAAACUAAAGAAAAGAGCUUUGAAGCUGCAGCAGCAGAAGCAGAAGGAGGCGCUGGAGAAGGAGCAGCAACGUGAGAAGGAGCUCGAGCGAGAGAGGCAGCUUAUUGCCAAACCUGCUAAAAGAACGUAGGAUCCCCAUCCCCAAGUACGUCUGCUGUGUUACUGGAAAAUACAGGUGGUUUUGCAUGUUUUAGCCUAUUUAUAACAUAUCAGCUAUAUGUUAAAUUACCGCUGAACAUUUUCCAAAGUAUUUCAGUUUUUUGGGGGUGUUUUUGCCUUUAUAUGACAAAAUACUGUAGAGAAUCAAAGAGAGAGCAGACUGGGAAGAUGAGAUGCAGUUAGGUUUUUCAUAUCCUAGACCACAAGGGCCCCAACGCCCCAGUAUUAUCAGCUCUUUAAAUGCCUUUCCCUGCUGUCCAGGUAUCAUGAUCAAUCCACCAGGCUGAAUAUUAACAUCUACUUUUAUUAUUGUCCAUUUUAAAUGAUCGUUGCAUGGUGAUGCAGUUGACGGUGCUCAUUGAUGUGACAGAUUUGCUUUGAGUUAUUGCACAAUAUCACAGUUCAGGCAAUAAAAGUAUUUUUUCUUUACAGCUUUAUUGCCUGCAUCAAGCAGGUUUCAUGUCUCAGCAGGUUUUUAAAGGACAGAACUGUGGCGCUUGAGUCCAGGUUUCUAGCUAUUGAAACAGUUUUGAGGCACUUCUGCAUUCACAUGUGCAACUGGCUUUAAAUAAAUUCUUAGUUUGUCUUUGUUUCCAACAGUAUUCUAGAAAACACUGUAAAUGUCUUAUAUGUUUUUUCUUAACUUGAAUGACGGCACCCAUCUUUAUACCUGCACUACAGUAGGAAGCGAGCAAGAAUUUUAACAUUUGAAAGUGUGAGACAGUCGUUAUUGAGAGGAAAUGGAAAAACUGUCUGUCUGCAAUGUGAGAAAAAUCCAUUCAAAAAUGCUUUGGAAAAUGGUUCACAUCAGUAAAUAGUGUUCGUGAUUCUUUGGCCAAAACUUGCAAAAACCCUGGUAUGAUCCCUUAUGUCUGACAUUGCCAAGAUGACCACAAACCAAAGACAAGGACUAAAUCAUCAAAUGCUGGUACUUCCCACUAUCAAGCUCUGAUGACACACAAACUCGAGCACUUCCCACAGAGAGCAGCGAAUUACUCAGAGACACUUCUGCAGCCAUGAGACAAUGACCAGGAGGAGAAUCAGUGUGUGUGCAGUCUUGUGUUUAAGAUAAGGUGUAAAUAUACGUUGUUGCUGGGCUUUGUGACUUGUUAGUGUUGAAUGUUCUGAAAAAGGAAUGUCGUUUAAAAUCAAACAGAGGUCUGCGCUAAAUUUAACUUUGACUGCAUUUCCGGGGUUCGGAUAAUAUGAGAACGGACAAUAAUAUGUACCAAACUUUGCCCAGAUCACACACAGCAUCUGUAAAUGUGUUUAAACAGACCUUUCAGAAGGCUUCUAUGCACUACUUACGCCUGGAACUCUGUUUGUACAAUUAAUAAUAAAAGCAGCACAAACUG